Messenger RNA from Suricata suricatta (meerkat), 738 nucleotides. It is a transcript of the gene EMC8, whose product is annotated as ER membrane protein complex subunit 8. Lineage: Eukaryota; Metazoa; Chordata; Mammalia; Carnivora; Herpestidae. The record is from RefSeq and is a predicted model, not a curated record. Bases 16 to 474 code for a protein of 152 amino acids. Gene Ontology annotation, cellular component: EMC complex. The transcript is spliced from 5 exons.
CGUGUCCCCGCCCUGAUGCUUGGAACCCAUGAACAUGUGACCUUACUUGGUAAAAGGGACUCUGCAGAUGAGAUUGACUCGUGGUGCAAAGAUAACAGCUACGUGAUCGCCGGCUACUACCAGGCCAACGAGCGGGUCCGGGACGCCAGUCCGAACCAGGUCGCAGAGAAGGUGGCAUCCAGGAUCGCCGAGGGCUUCAGCGACACGGCCCUCAUCAUGGUGGACAACACCAAGUUCACGAUGGACUGCGUGGUGCCUACGAUCCACGUGUACGAGCACCACGACAGCAGGUGGCGGUGCAGAGACCCGCACUCGGAUUACUGUGAAGACUGGCCGGAGGCCCAGCGCAUCUCCGCGUCUCUCCUGGACAGCCGGUCGUACGAGACCCUCGUGGAUUUCGACAACCACCUGGAUGACAUCCGGAAUGACUGGACGAACCCGGAGAUCAACAAAGCCGUCCUGCACCUGUGCUAGGGGCUCAGGCCGCUCCGGGCCUCUGCACCGCACCGAAGGAGAGAGCUAUUUUUAGAUGUAAAUAAGGUCUGACCUAGAGCCUGCGCGGAGAGCUGACCGUUUCAGAGGUGGCAAGUGUCCUGACGGGACAGGACGGCCAUCGGCCGGCUUCUCGACGCAGAGGGUACGGGCUGCCCCGGCGGAGUCCUUCCCGAUGCUCCACAUCGGGGCUGUCUCUGCUUGUCCAAGGUUGUUCUAUUAUUAAACAGUUUUAACCUUUUAUAA